UCAAUUUCUGAUAUGACCAAAAUGUUAUUAAUAUUUUCAAUUUAACUUUUCAGAUAUUCGGUCUUAAUUUGUUCUGUUUUGUAAAAGAAUGGCAACUUCAAGUUCUGACGUAAGUGAAUCUUCAGACAUCGUUCACGAGUUUCCAUGUAAACCUUGUUCUGAUGAUGGCAAAAACAUCGAGGGUGUGAAUUUCUGUGCCGAGUGCCAGACUUACUUCUGUCAAGCAUGCGUGCAGUUCCACAACAAAUGCUUCAAGACUCACACAAUCUUCAAUAGAUCUGGAGUGAAAUCAGACAAGCUCCAGUUUGAGAAGACACAAAGCGGUUUAGCAUGUGAUAAACAUGCAGGAUACCCAAUUCAAAUGUACUGUAGAGAACAUGAUACUGUCUGUUGCGCUGUUUGUAUAGCUGUUGAUCACAGGUUGUGCAAAAGUGCUGACUUCAUCCCAAAGCUGGCAAAAGAAAUCUUGAAUGGACGGGACAGAAAUGAUGUAAAGACAUCGCUAGAAGGGAUUCGGAAACAGCUGAACUCCAUGAAAGCUAAAAAAUUACAGCAGAUAAAAGAUGUGGCUGAAGAAAAAGAUGAAAACUUGAAAGAAAUUGUCAAGAUGAAGGAACAGAUCAUUGCCAGAGUGGAAGAGAUGGAACGAAAUUCUGUCCAACAAGUCCAAAAGAAACAUGACAAAAUAGUUAGAGCUAUAGAGUCUGACAUAGACUCAAUAGAUGUUAAACUGAAUGCUGUUCAGAGCAAUAUUGAAAAAGUCAAUGCAUUCAAGGGAGACAAUGAAGCUAAAUUGUUUGUAGUUCUGAAUAAAGCACAUGAGGUAGAAGUAAGUAGUAGUAGUUUCAUUGAUGAGAAUGGUAAAGGGGAGUAUGACAAAAUUGAUUUUGUAGUCAGUCAAGAUAUUGCAACCUUUGUAGGUAAGAUAGAUGCUUUUGGUAAUGUCAAAGCUGAUGAAGACAGGGAAAAAGGUCAUACAGUAGCCACUUAUUCUCAGAUACAUGUAGCUGAAGCAUCAAUUGUUAGUCAAGUUUCUGUUAAAGGAAAAGACAGUUGUAUAUUAGAUAAUGGCCAGAUUAUUAUUCUUGUAAACGAAGGUCUCAUUAGACUUGAUAGAACUUAUAAAAUGUUAGAUAAAUGUAAUUUGAGUGGUGCCAGGUACUUAUGCAAAGCUGGACCAACUGAGAUAAUCGUUUUGUGUAAUACAGAAAUUAUAUUUGUUGAUGCUGGAAAAUCAUUAGCAAAAUUCUGGGGCUUUGGUAUGAAUACCAAUUAUGAGGAUAAGAAAAAAAUUUACCCUGUGCUUCCAAAUUUUAGAUGUACAGAAGUACAAUUUUUUGGUAUAUCUGUUUACCAAGAAAAUUUAUUUGUAUGUGUUAAAUUAACGUACGAGUUAGAUGACUAUUAUCGUACAAAAAAAAUAUAAGUUUGGUGUUUCAGUUUAUGU
This is a messenger RNA of Ruditapes philippinarum (Manila clam), 1447 nucleotides long. Its product is annotated as probable E3 ubiquitin-protein ligase MID2. Gene Ontology annotation, cellular component: nucleoplasm; chromatin. NCBI's taxonomy places the organism in Eukaryota, Metazoa, Mollusca, Bivalvia, Venerida, Veneridae. Gene Ontology annotation, biological process: positive regulation of DNA-templated transcription. Gene Ontology annotation, molecular function: zinc ion binding; ubiquitin-protein transferase activity. The record is from RefSeq and is a predicted model, not a curated record.